GAUAAGAGCGUCUGCUAAAUUACAAACAUGUAAAUGUAAGGUGACUGGUCAUAUUGUUAUUACGUUAGGUCAUAUUCUUAUUAUGUUGUGGUUCCCACAACUGUUUUUGGGCCAGGGACAAAAUACCGGUAAAUAGCGGCUGUCCAGGCUGUGAGGCCAGGCUGAAUAUAUUGGUUCACAUUACACUGAAAUACAUGAAUAUUGCCACCAAAUAUGAAAUUGCAUUGAAUCGAAUUAAUCAGAUCUUAUUGUACUGUGUGUUUCAAUAUUGUGUAUUAAACCUUUUCCCUUGUCUUCUAAUAGUUUUAUUAGUCCGUGACUCAAACUCUACAUUAAGAUUGAAGACAACCGGGAUGGUGCCACUGUUAUUGUUCAAAACUCCUAAGAAUCCAAGGUGGUGUACCUUCUUCCAGUGAGAUGGUGAGGAUUGGAGAACCAUGGCGCAGUUUCAAAGCAAAUGGAUGAUAGACCUACCAAUCAUUUUGGUGCUUCUAAACAUUGAACUCUCUAUCGCAUGUGGUAGAGCAGAGUACAGAAUAGUUGAUGAGUGCUGUCCUAUGUGUUCGCCAGGAAACCGGGUACAUAAACACUGUACAGAAUUUACAAGUACUUCCUGUGUCCCCUGUACCGACUCCACUUUCCUUGAUGAACCCAAUGGUCUUACGGCAUGCAUACUGUGUACAAACUGUGACCCAGGCUUUGGUUUGAAGGUAAAGCAGCCGUGUAGACCUUCAUCAGACACUGUCUGUGGGACAUUGGAGGGGUUCUACUGUCUAGACCCAACUAAGGAUGGUUGUAGAGCAGCCCAGAGACACAGCAGCUGUAAACCUGGUCAAUACAUCAGCCACACAGGAACAACAUCUACAGAUACUGUGUGUGCUGACUGCACUGGUGAUACUUAUUCAAAUGGAUCAUUUACAUCCUGCCAGCCACACACACAAUGUGAUACCUUGAAGCUUCAGCAAAUUAAACCUGGAACUCAUUCAUCCAACUCUGAAUGUGGACCGCAGACCUCCCUUCCCAUAGCUGAAAUAAUAUCUCCUGUUGUGGUGGUGGUACUAGCUGUGAUAGCAGCAGUGAUUGGAGUAACUAUAAGAAGAAAAUAUCUAUCUGAGACACAACGACCUACAGAUGUACAUAAAGGCCUACAAAUGCCUAUAGAGGAAUCAGACACAGAGGGAACAACGCUGUUUGUGGGACCAAGAACAGGUUUUCAUUUUAUGCUUGUAUUUGGAAAGGAUUGUGGGCCAGCAGAAUACAAAACAUUUGAUGGGCAGUGCUGCCCAAUGUGUAAUAAAGGUUCAGUGGUCCGCAGAGAUUGUACAUUGGAGUCCAGCACAUCUUGCAUACCCUGUAUCAGAGGGACAUUCAUGAACGAGGCCAAUGGUCUAACCAAGUGCUUUCCCUGCACUCCCUGUGACCCAGGACAGGGCCUUUUCACUCAGACAGAGUGCACAACAACAAGUAACACAGUCUGCCACGUUCUAGAUGGAUACUACUGUAGAAGCUACUCAUCCAACUCAGAGUGUAGCUUUGCAGUGGCACAUACACAAUGUUCACCGGGCCAGAGCACUACUGCACCUGGAACAAAGACAACAGAUACCAUUUGUGAGGAGUGUCAGGAUGGCUUUUACUCACAACAUGGUGUGAACUGCACAGCUUGGACUGAUUGUGCAGCGAUGGGACACGUGAAGACUAAAGACGGAAAUUCUAGACAAGAUGUUAUUUGUAACAAAGUUCAAUUAAGGAGUCAUUGCACUCUAAUAGCUCCACCAUUAUUUAUCCUAACACUGUUUUGUCUCUACCUGGCAAGAGCUAAACGUAGGAAAGAGAUGCAUGAAUUCUGUGAGGUUCCUGUGCAAGAAACGGGACCUCUACAAGUCACCAGUAACUCCCUAGUGGAAACAGCAGAGAAUGUGCCUGGAAAUGUUGUAACGGAUGUUGACAUUCAGCAUCCACUAAACUCGGAUGAAGUGCCAUGAAUGCAUGCAGAUACCCAGAAGGCUCUAAAACUGGCGCACACAGAUACAGUAUUUGCUGGGGAGUAAAUGAAUUGAGUACUUUCGAACUGCAUUGCAUUUGCUCUUGGAUUCUGACUAAUAAGUGUAGUUACCGAGCGUGGACUGUUGAACAUGGUGACUGAAACUGCUCAUCCUCCUACCACAUCUAAUAUCUACCAGGACAUCGUCACGUUUUACUUACACUUUUUAUAUGAAACUGGUCAUCCUCUUACAUUUACAUUUUACAUUUACAUUUUUGUCAUUUAGCAGACGCUCUUAUCCAGAGCGACUUACAGUUAGU
Molecule: messenger RNA, 2301 nt
Organism: Coregonus clupeaformis (lake whitefish)
Lineage: Eukaryota; Metazoa; Chordata; Actinopteri; Salmoniformes; Salmonidae
Exons: 16
Coding region: 438-1982 (514 amino acids)
Biological process (GO): defense response to Gram-positive bacterium; positive regulation of peptidyl-tyrosine phosphorylation; positive regulation of cytokine production involved in immune response
Cellular component (GO): external side of plasma membrane
Molecular function (GO): protein binding
Source: RefSeq, a predicted model, not a curated record